AUGUUGUCCAAGAUUGUUCCUCUCACCAUUAUCAAGGGCGCAGGCCAUGAGCACAUCCCCAUUCCAGAGGGAGAGUGUGCUGUCAUCGCCGAUUUCCACACCAUUCAGUCAAAGGCUAAGGCUUCUCCUGCCUACCUCACAACAGGGUUCUACCGAGUGGUUCCUGGGCCCACACGAUAUGGAGACUACGACUACGAGGAGACCAAAUACGUUCUCCGUGGCCAAAUCGACGUGACUGACGAGGCCACUGGUAUUACUCACCAUCUCGUUGCAGGAGAUUGGGCCUUCUUCCACGUUGGAUCCAAAGCCCAGUUCUCAACCAAGUCCGAGGGCGUUGCGUUCUACGCUGUCACUCGCGCAGCCAAUAACACCCCACAUGUCAACCUCAAGGGCCGUGAGGAGAGCACAUCAAAGUUGCUCACUCUGGCUAGGCUUGUGGGAAAGCAGUAUCUUUUCUCCGACCUCAAGUAUUGGGGUAGAGCCGCACUCGCCAUCAUGGGGCGCUUCAGUUUCUUCGAAGGCCACUCGACGGCGUGCGAUACUAUUAUUCGAAUGCUGAAUGAAAAUGACAAAGACAAGAAGGACGAAAUGACCAAGAACUGGCGCAACCACAAGCUCCAGGAACUGAGCUUUGUCGGAACACUUGGUGCUCUUCUUGCAAGCUGCCUCAGCUCCACCAGCUCAUGGCCAGAUGUCCUUCCCAAUGGCCGCAAUAAACCAUGGACGGUGCGAACCUUGUGGUUCAGUGGGCUCGUCUUUGCCCUCUUCUCAGUCGUUGUCGCAGGCAUCCAAAGCAUGCGGCUUCACCGCCUCUCAGCCCACCCUGACGGCCUCAAGAUGAUCCGAAGCAGCCUGGGACGGAAGCGACUGCCUGAUAGCAAGUCUCUCCCUAGCUUGCUGCAAGUCUACGCCUGGGAAUUCAGCCUUGCGUUUCUAGUUCUUUCUGUCUCGUGCAUGGUUGUCGGGCUGACAAUUCUGAUUUGGGCUGGUGCUGAUUUUGGACCAUCGAAGCCUAAAGAAAAUGGUUGGUGGGAUGCAAACUCCAAGAUGGCGGUGACAUUCACAAUUAUCCUGGGCCUUGCGACUGUGGUCUUGGUUCUAUCACAGGCCGCUCUAUCCAAGCGUCGCAGGAUCAUACUAUAG
Fusarium sp. VM40 is the source of this 1143-nucleotide messenger RNA. The record is from the annotation of a GenBank genome assembly. NCBI's taxonomy places the organism in Eukaryota, Fungi, Ascomycota, Sordariomycetes, Hypocreales, Nectriaceae.